CGUGUACACAACUGAAAACAAAAAAAAAAGCAAACACAAACAGAACCAACCAACCCCGCAAGCAAGCAACAAGAGCAAGAAGCAAGCAGCGAGAAUCUCCAGCGUGUCCAUCAUUGCCACGACCACCGACCAACCGACCACCGGCUCGCUCGUCGCAACGGAAGAAGUGGAGCAGCCACAGACGCAGAAGACAAUUUCAACAAGAGCACACUCAUUCAAAGAAGACCACCACCGAAGAUGGGGAAAUUCGACCGCGAAAUAAUGGAGGCCACCUCUGAGCGCAAGGUGACGGAGGACUGGCAGGCGUUUAUGAACCUGGCCGACAAGAUGCAGCGCGCAACGUUUGAGGAAUGCCGCGACGCAUCGCGCAUGAUGAUGCGCAGGCUGAAGGAGCGCAACCCGCUUGCAGUGUCGUACUCCAUCACGUUGCUGCAUGCGCUUGUGGAGAACGGAGGCCCAGAGUUUCGCAAGGCCGUCCUCUGCCGUGACAACUUUGCCACCAUUCGCCAGGUGCUCAAGUCGCAGCUGCCAGAAAAGGUGAAGCAAAACAUGCGCACCAACCUACUUGAAUGGCAGAAGGACUUUGGCAGCCAGGCCCAAUUUCGCAUCGUCAACGACUGGGUGCAGGACCUGCGCCGGGAAGGACUGGUGUCCAGCAGUGCUGGUACUGGCGCCACAACCGCGUUCAGCAGCGUCCCGGCCACUGCCGCCGCAACCACCACCGCUUCGUCAAACUUUCUCUCCCCAAACACAUCCGCGGGAACUGGCGCACGCACGCGCGAGGCUGAAAUGCAAUACGAGGCCGACCUUGCGCGCGCCAUCAAGGAGUCACUCAACGCAGCAUCAACGCCACAACAGCAGCAGCAGCAGCCAUCCUACGCUCCCGCCCCAACUCAGCGCAAGCAGCGCACAGGCCAACCGGUGAAGGUGCUGUAUGACUUUGAAGGCUCAGAGGAAAAUGAACUCUCCCUCAACGCAGGCGACAUCAUCACCGUCACCGACAAAUCCGACCCCAACUGGUGGCAGGGUGUCUCGCGCACGGGCGACGAAGGGUUCUUUCCGUCGUCGUUUGUGUCCUUUGACCUCAACGCCGAGGUCGUGCCGGAGGUGAGGGCCGCACAGCCCGACGGCGCUGAUGUGCAGAAGGAAGAGGACGAGCAGCAGCACGUUGACGAGGAGGAGGAGGAGGAGGAUGUGGAUGUGGUUGAAGAAGUGCGCCCAGCGAAGACGAAGGCGAAGGCGAAGUCGAAGCAGUCCCGCUCAAGCAAGAAGCAUCAGGGCCAGGCAGCUGCCGCAGACACCACACAGCAGCAGACUGCUGCCACUAGUGCUGUUGACAGCGCCCUCUUUGACCGUUUCCUCGAACUCGUUGUCUCCACGCGUCCCGGGGACCACACGCACGACGCAGAGAUGGACGACCUUGAGAAGCAAUGCGACGCAGCAAUCACGGGCGUAACGGAGCGCGUGGACGACUACGACCGCCGCCUCGCCCGCGUCAACCAAGUCCUCGAGAAAUACGCACUGGUGAAUGCGCUGUCGACGCGGCUGAUGGCGCAGGAUCCCGGGAUGGCCCGCGUUACGCGCCCGCCACACCAGCUUGGCGUAGCCAUGCACCCAUCGCAAGCACACGCGCCACCACCGUCACUGCCACCACACGCGCAGCAGGGACGAGGCGGGUACCCCAUGCAGCACCACACCGCGCUCGCACCACACCACCCGCAACAGCAGCAGCCGUACCAGCCCGGCAUGCCGGCGCCGUCGCAGCAGGACGGAUACGGUGCACCGCCCAUGGGUCCACGGCCCCCGGUGCCGCCGCAGAUGACCGCACACCAGCAGCAACACCACCAACACCACCAGCAACAGCAGCAUCCUGGUCAAGCACAGCCACAGCAGCAUCGGCCACCCCAGCCACCGUUUCAGGCACAUCAGCCGGGCAAACAAGGGCCGCCCGCUUCCUUCCCGCCAUCGUCCCAGCAGCAACCGCCACCGCAACUGCCACCCCAGCAGCAACAGCAGCAAUAUCCCUAUCCUCCCCCCAUGUCACAGCCACCCCCACCUCAGGGCGCGACACCCGCCUACCGUCCACCGCCGGGCCACUUUGCUCCUCCUCCUCAUCAGCAGCAGCAGCAGCAAGGAUGGAUGCCUUCAUCGGUGGCCUGAGAUGGUGCGUGUCAUCCCCUGUGCUUAUGCUGCGGCAUGACGCUGCACGUGACACGCUGUGUUACAUAGACCCUGCCCUCAAACAAAACGGCCAAUACACAAACAAUAACAAAG
This is a messenger RNA of Salpingoeca rosetta, 2274 nucleotides long. RefSeq lists its product as uncharacterized. Gene Ontology annotation, biological process: protein transport to vacuole involved in ubiquitin-dependent protein catabolic process via the multivesicular body sorting pathway. Gene Ontology annotation, molecular function: ubiquitin binding; phosphatidylinositol binding. The transcript has 9 exons. The coding region runs from base 238 to 2160 and encodes 640 amino acids. The record is from RefSeq and is a predicted model, not a curated record. NCBI's taxonomy places the organism in Eukaryota, Choanoflagellata, Craspedida, Salpingoecidae. Gene Ontology annotation, cellular component: ESCRT-0 complex.